This is a messenger RNA of Centruroides sculpturatus (bark scorpion), 1437 nucleotides long. RefSeq names its product fibrous sheath CABYR-binding protein-like. The record is from RefSeq and is a predicted model, not a curated record. The coding region runs from base 1 to 1437 and encodes 478 amino acids. NCBI's taxonomy places the organism in Eukaryota, Metazoa, Arthropoda, Arachnida, Scorpiones, Buthidae. The transcript has 2 exons.
AUGGUAAAGGGAUAUCCUGUAAUUGUUAUGUCACAAUUUGCUGGCCAGUCAUGGGCAAAUGAGGUAACUUUGAGCACAGGCAGAUUGUUGGUCUACAGGAUGAGUACCAGUAUUUCUGAAACAGCUGCAUUAGUUGGUUGUUCUCAUACUACAGUGUCCAGGGUGUACCAUGAGUGGAAGGAUCAUGUGCAAACAUCCAGAAUAUCAUACAGUGACCUGCCACAUGUGGUUGAUCCCAGGUGUGAGGAUGAAAAUGGAGUUUCUCGGCAAAGUGAUAAGCCGAUCUGUAAUGUGGCAGCCCGAAAUGUAUGUAACCAGGCUAGAGAUAGUAGUUCUUCCUUAACUACUUCUUCGUAUGCAACUGAGAGUGGCACCCAGUCAUCCAAAAGAUUAAGCAGCCAACGUUCUUCUUUUGAUAUGCAAAAUAUUUGUGAAAAUGAAACAUCUAGCAGCGUUCCUAUCGAAAAAAACAUAUCGCAAGAUACAUUAACAAAUGCAACAUGCAUUGAUUCUACAAUAAGAUCAUCAAGUAAAAUUCUUUCACCAUGCGAUAAAAUGAAAUCUGCAUCAUCUUCAUAUAUGAAAGUUCCGUCUGAUUCUGCUGAUAAACCGCCAAUUUGCGAAGAUGUAAAGAGAUCCGAAUCUAAUAAAAGUUAUGAUAUUUCUCGGUCCUCGAUGGGUUCUGAACUUUUAGAAAAAUGUCUGGCUGGUUCUUCAUUAUCAAGUAAAAUAAUAUCAGAAGAGACAGCGGAUAGUAAAAUAUUCAGUUAUGUAGAAGUAUCAGAUUCUUCGGUGAUAUCCGAUUCAAGAACUUUUCAAAUUCCAUCAUGUGUAGUUGAUAAAACCCAAAAUGUGACAACAAAAAUGAAAACACCACCAAAGCUAGAAUCACCAUGUUAUACUCCGCCAAAAGAAAAAUCACUAAUUCAAAAAGCAGAAACUCCAUGCAGGACUCCCCCAAAGAGAGAAUCACCUUGCUACACUCCUCCAAAAACAGAAACGUCAUGCAGAACUCCUCCAAAGAGAGAAUCACCUUGUCGCACACCCCUAAAAACAGAAACUCCAUGUCGGACUCCUCGAAAGAUAGAUUCACCCUGCCGCACACCUCCAAGUAGGACUCCUUCAAAGGUAGAUUCACCUUGCCGCACACCUCCAAAAACAGAAAUACCAUGCCGAACGCCUCCAAAGGUAGAAACACCAUGCGGCACUCCUGAAGCAGUGGAAACACCAUGCCAUAGUAUACAAAAGAGAGACUCGGGUUGCUACAUUCCAUCAAAAAAAGAAACACCAUGUUCUACACAACAAAAACAAAUAUCUCAGCGUUCCCCUUCAGUUUCACCUUUCAGUUCAAGAUCUGAUUCAAAAGAAAUAUCGCCAUGUGAUGUUUCUGAAGAAGAAAGCAAACACUAUAUCGUUGAUGAAUCNAUCCCUUCUUAG